Micromonas commoda is the source of this 777-nucleotide messenger RNA. RefSeq lists its product with no specific name. Gene Ontology annotation, cellular component: ribosome; cytosolic small ribosomal subunit. Gene Ontology annotation, molecular function: RNA binding; structural constituent of ribosome. The record is from RefSeq and is a predicted model, not a curated record. Bases 67 to 510 code for a protein of 147 amino acids. Gene Ontology annotation, biological process: translation; ribosomal small subunit assembly. The transcript is spliced from 2 exons. NCBI's taxonomy places the organism in Eukaryota, Viridiplantae, Chlorophyta, Mamiellophyceae, Mamiellales, Mamiellaceae.
CAGCAGCCACGGUGAUCCAUCAAGUCAGCCCCCGGCGCCUCACAAACUUAAAUAGCUCCGCGCAACAUGAGUGAAGAAGAUGCUCUUAUUGCCGCGGCACCGAAGAAGCGUACGUUCCGAAAAUUCAGUUACCGUGGCGUCGAUCUCGAUCAGCUUCUGGAUAUGAAGACCGAGGCUCUGGUAGACUUAUUCCGCGCACGCAUCCGUCGCCGCUUUAAGCGCGGCCUAACCAGGAAGCCCAUGAAGCUCGUCAAAAAGCUCCGCAAGGCAAAGAAAGAAGCCAGUGGCGGCGAGAAGCCCGAGACGGUGCGCACGCAUCUGCGCAAUAUGGUCAUUGUUCCCGAGAUGAUCGGCUCUGUUGUCGGUGUAUAUAACGGCAAGGUUUUCAAUACGGUGGAGAUAAAGCCUGAGAUGGUCGGUACCUAUCUUGGCGAAUAUUCCAUCACCUACAGACCUGUGUCUCAUGGCCGUGCCGGCCUCGCAGGCGGGAAAUUCAUUCCGCUUAAAUGAUUUUGAUGUCUGCUCCGACUUUUCUAAAAUGAUGAAAGAAACAGAUAGUCACUUCAAUUGUUAUGCCCUGUCGGCGGACUCUUCAGACGAGUCGUUGCAUGAUUCUUCGUUCCCAACGCUUUGGUUUUUUUUUCUCGGCAGGGUUUUGCUCUCAGAGCGUUUUCAUCAGUCGUACCUGACCUGCUAGCUAGCCGGAAUAGAGGGAUUUCCCCCGCGGGCUUCUUAUUUUUCGACAUUUUAAAUAUUAUUUUUAACACUUUCGAAACU